AUGACUUUGGAGAAUGACAUACAGCACUCUUUGGACGAGUUCAGUUUUAUUGAAAACUGUUUAGAGAUUUUGAUUGACUUUUGCAAUGAAAGUACGACUAUGGAGAGAUAUUUAGAACCUAAUAUGCCGCCUACUGUAUUGGAGAGAACAACAGAACUUGAAGUGCGAUCGCAAAAGUGCCAAGAGAUCAAUGUGUCGCCGACCUAUGAGUUUCAAAAGGCCCCACCAACGGCCGAUCUUAUAAUUUCGAUCGCCGACGUUAUAACUAACAUCACAUUGAUUAAAAGUAGCCCGAUACAGGCGUGGAAUGAAAGGGGGAUUUUUAGAGUGAUGUUCAGGUGUAUCAACCGUGACAGCUUAGAAAGUGAUCGAGUCAACGGUGGCAUAUGCAGAGCUCUGUGCGUCGCUUCAACAUGCAAGUCCGUGCGAACUCUCCUCGCGGGAACCAAAGACUGCUUUCAUAGUUUGAUUGAUACUUUGCGUCCGUUUCAAGAAUUAAACAAAACUGGACUGUUUGCGCGUGCGCAGGCGACGCUUUUACUCGCGUUUUUACUUUCCGACCACUCAGCUAGCAACACCUUGUGGUGUGAAAUGAAAGAGAACAAAUCUACAUCUUUGCUGGAGAUGCUGUUGCAGUUUUUGGAAAGUGAUCUUAUUGAUUUACAAUCAGCCGCCACGUUUUGUCUCACACGAUUGGCUCAAACAAUAACACGCAAGGAAAGGUCAAAACAAGAUUCUUGUGUCCGUUUUCUGGACAAUUUAAAAGUUCGGGGAAUGCCUCGGGACCCGUUAUCAGCUGGCGACGGGUUGAGAAAUGGCGAUUGUCAACCGGAUUACAUCGUGGAGGAGAUGUGCAAAGUGUUGAUGGAUUUGUUCAAAGGGCACUUGGACAGCAAGAAGUAUCUAGUUAACCAAGACGAGAACUGGUCAUCGCUAUGCUCGUGCCUGUCGUCUUUGCUGUCAGUCAGCCCCCGGUGUCGUCAGUACGCGGUGCACCGUCAUUUUCCUAAAGUGCUGAUACUCACGCUGCAAGCCUUUAGGGACAAGCUGUCUCUACACGGCAAACCCGCUGAUGUUAUACGGAAUGCUAACUCGGAGCCAAUUCUGAACAAUCUGAACUGGGUUUUAACCCUAAUAAACAGUUCUAUGUUGGACUGUGUUUCCUGUAAGGAUUACCUGUCCGAUGACAUCGCGGUGUCCCUAAAUAGGCUGUGGCCGUGGUGCAUGAUGACGGAGCAGCUACGAAAUGCCAUUAUGCAAUUACUACUGACAUUUACCAACGACUGUUCUAAAGCGUGGAGCAGUUUAUGUGCCUGUGUGUCCGGACGCAGUUUGGCUGGCGAAGUGUGCGCGCUGGUCGGUCGCGAGGCUUCCCGCCCCCGCGCGACUCCCCUUCUGCCUCUUGCUCUAAAAGUGUUCACUCACUGUGUCCCACAUCAACAUUGCCGGUCGCUUAUACUCAAGAGUGAUGUACUAUCGUGUGCAUGUAAGCUGCGCGCGCGCGGGAAUAUUAAUACUUCUUGCAGCGAGGCCUGGGUUAAACUAUGUGAAGCGCUGAGUCGACAUGCAGAUGGCGCGGCUGCUCUUUUGGCAGUGCUGUCCUCUCCCACGCUCAGGCCAAUACCACCUCGUUUACUCACCUCACUCGCUCACGCGGCUCAUCAUCAGCGGCUUAUCUUCUUGCAGUCACAGGAUCUCCUGGAGGUGUUAUCUGGCUCGCUGUUAACGGGAGACACAUCGGAGAUUGUUUCAGCGUGUCGGGCUGUUUGGGCACUCGCCGCAAAUAAUCAUAGGGCGAAACUGGUGUUGCGCAGCGCUGGCAUCACCACAGCAGUGCAGUCAACAAUGCAGCGUUUACAGAAGUCCCAUGACGAAGCGUCUCAACGAGCUUUUGAGCUGCUGAACUAUACUUAUAAUGUGUUGCAGGCAACGUGA
Leptosia nina is the source of this 1935-nucleotide messenger RNA. Lineage: Eukaryota; Metazoa; Arthropoda; Insecta; Lepidoptera; Pieridae. The record is from the annotation of a GenBank genome assembly.